GUCCUUGGCGCGCACAGCGGGGCCAGCGACGUGCGAGCUAUGCCUAAAUCCAAGCGGGACAAGAAGAUUUCCCUAACAAAAACCACAAAGAAAGGAUUAGAAGUCAAACAGAGUUUAAUAGAAGAGUUGCGGAAAUGUGUGGACACCUACAAACACCUCUUUAUCUUCUCUGUUGCCAACAUGAGAAACAACAAGCUGAAGGAUAUCAGAAGUGCCUGGAAGCACAGCAGGAUUUUCUUUGGGAAAAACAAAGUUAUGAUGGUGGCACUGGGACGGGGGCCAGCUGAUGAGUACAAGGAGAACUUACACCAGGUCAGCAAACACCUAAGAGGUGAAGUCGGUCUCCUGUUCACCAAUCACACCAAAGAAGAUGUGAACGAGUAAGUAUCUGUGGGGGUAACAAAGGGGCUUCGGUCUAAUGGCACACUUACCACCAGUGUUGCAUCUUCACUGAGAAAGAACUGAAGUUCAUACUGAGCCUCUUCUCCGUCGCUGAAACAGAAGCCGCUAUUGGCAGCAAUUCUCUUGCUCUCCUUGAUGCUGGUCUCAUGACAAUGUUCAGCUUAAAAUGCUUCUAUGCAUACCUCCCUUUGGAGUUGCGAUGGGAAAGGCAGGGGGAA
Messenger RNA from Terrapene triunguis (Three-toed box turtle), 620 nucleotides. It is a transcript of the gene MRTO4, whose product is annotated as MRT4 homolog, ribosome maturation factor. The record is from RefSeq and is a predicted model, not a curated record. NCBI's taxonomy places the organism in Eukaryota, Metazoa, Chordata, Testudines, Emydidae. Gene Ontology annotation, molecular function: RNA binding. Gene Ontology annotation, biological process: ribosomal large subunit biogenesis; rRNA processing; nuclear-transcribed mRNA catabolic process. Bases 40 to 384 code for a protein of 114 amino acids. The transcript is spliced from 5 exons. Gene Ontology annotation, cellular component: preribosome, large subunit precursor; nucleolus.